AUGGCUAUAGUACUGGUGUACGUUGAUGAUCUAAUCUUAACCGGAGAUCUCACUGAAGAAAUCCAGUGCACAAAAGAAAAUCUUUCAAUCCGGUUCCAGAUGAAGGAGCUUGGAGAGUUGAAGCAUUUUCUGGGGCUCGAAGUCGAGAAGACAAAGGAUGGUAUAUUCCUAUGUCAACAAAAAUAUGCAAAGGAUCUUCUAGAAACAUACGGGAUGCUGGAGUGCAAACCACUAUCUACACCAAUGGAGCCAAACAUUAAGCUUCGUGCAGGAGAGGGGAAAGAUUUGGAAGAUCCAAGGAUGUAUCGACAAUUGGUAGGUAGUCUUAUCUAUCUAACUCUUACUCGACCUGACUUGGCAUAUGCAGUUGGAGUAGCAAGCCGUGAAGGAUGCCAAGUAACUGGAUACUGUGACGCUGAUUACGCUGGAGACUGUGAUACAAGGCGAUCGACUACAGGAUACAUCUUCAGUCUAGGAUCUGGAGCAGUGUCAUGGUGCAGUAAGAGGCAACCUACCGUAUCUCUCUCCACCACCGAAGCUGAGUAUAGAGCAGCGGCUAUGGCAGCACAAGAAAGCACGUGGUUGAUGCAAUUACUAAAAGAUCUUCAUCAACCGAUUGAACAGGUAAUGCUUCAUUGUGAUAACAUGUCAGCAGUGUGUGUAGCAGAAAAUCCAAUGUAUCAUGCUAGAACCAAGCAUAUUGAGGUGCACUACCACUUCCUAAGAGAAAAAGUGCUGCAAGGUGAAAUCCAUAUGAAGCUGACGCCCACAGAAGAACAAGUUGCUGAUAUCUUCACUAAAGGCCUUAGCACAAAGAAAUUUGAAGAUUUACGUGCACAACUAGGGAUACUCAAGAAAGCAUCAAUGCAAGAGAAAACGAUGCUGAAGGGGAGUGAUAAGGAGCAGCACCUAGAAUGUUCUUGA
Dioscorea cayenensis subsp. rotundata (Guinea yam) is the source of this 924-nucleotide messenger RNA. RefSeq lists its product as uncharacterized. The record is from RefSeq and is a predicted model, not a curated record. NCBI's taxonomy places the organism in Eukaryota, Viridiplantae, Streptophyta, Magnoliopsida, Dioscoreales, Dioscoreaceae. Bases 1 to 924 code for a protein of 307 amino acids. The transcript has 2 exons.